Messenger RNA from Yamadazyma jaroonii, 696 nucleotides. NCBI's taxonomy places the organism in Eukaryota, Fungi, Ascomycota, Pichiomycetes, Serinales, Debaryomycetaceae. The record is from the annotation of a GenBank genome assembly.
AUGUCCCUCAAAUACAUUGAAAAUUCAAGAAAAAUCUUAUGUAUAGGUAGAAACUAUGCUGCCCAUAUCAAAGAAUUAGGUAAUGCUAGACCUAAAAGACCAAUGUUUUUCAUGAAACCUCCAACUUCAAUCUUAAAACCAGGUGAAGGUCCUUUACUUAUUCCUAAAGGUGUCAGUGCUCAUUAUGAAGUAGAAUUAGCAUUUAUCUUGAAUAAAGAUUUAAAACAUUUACCAACUACUUUCUCCAAACAAGAUGCCAUUGAUUCUAUUGAAGGUUAUGCCUUAGCCAUUGAUAUGACAGCAAGAAAUGUUCAAAAUGAAGCUAAAGCUAAAGGAUUACCUUGGACUUUAGUUAAAGGAUUCGAUACUUUCUUACCAUUAUCAGGAUUAAUCCCUAAAUCCAAGAUCCCCGACCCUUAUAAUGUCAAUUUGAAAUUAUCAGUUGAUGGUCAAGUUAAACAAGACGAUAAAACCGAUUUAAUGAUUUUCCCUAUUGAAGAAAUUUUGGUUCAUAUGUCGUCAAUUAUGACAUUACAAAAGGGAGACUUAAUUUUAACUGGUACACCAAAAGGGGUUGGUCCAGUUCAACCAGGUGAAACUUUAGAUGCUAGUUUAAGUGUAGAUGGAGAAAUCUUAGAGUCUAUUAGUGUUAAAGCUGAAGAAAGUGCUAGUCCUUAUUUUUUUGAAGAAUCUUAA